Messenger RNA from Wasmannia auropunctata (little fire ant), 503 nucleotides. Its product is annotated as putative serine protease K12H4.7. Gene Ontology annotation, molecular function: serine-type exopeptidase activity; dipeptidyl-peptidase activity. The record is from RefSeq and is a predicted model, not a curated record. NCBI's taxonomy places the organism in Eukaryota, Metazoa, Arthropoda, Insecta, Hymenoptera, Formicidae. Gene Ontology annotation, biological process: proteolysis. The annotation marks the transcript as partial. The transcript has 3 exons.
UUGUGAUUGAAGGAAAUGACAAGUAUUAACCAGUCGCAUUUUAGUAUAUCUAGCGUGCUUUGAAAAAUAAACGAAACCUGUACAAUUGCAAAGAAAUCCGAUAUUAUGAUCGCAUUAAACAUACUGCUGGUCCUGUGCUCGGUUCAUCCUCUUGUCAACGGGGUGGGUUUUCGUGGAUUUACUUUUCAUGGUUUGGAGGAGCCAGAGCCGUUAACAAAAUAUGCGGGCAACAAUAUAGUUGACGGUUGGAUCACUCAGCCUCUCGAUCAUUUCAAUCAUCGAGACAAUCGCACCUGGUCGAUGCGUUACAAAGAAAACUCCGCGUUUCUGAAGAAAGAUGGGCCUAUUCUAAUCAUGAUCGGCGGAGAAUGGGAGAUAACAAAUGGGUUUUUGGAAGGUGGACUAAUGUAUGAAAUCGGCGUAGAAUACGGCGGUUUGAUGUAUUACACCGAGCAUCGAUUCUACGGACAGAGCAAGCCAACAAAAGACAUUAGAUCGGAAGA